AUGCAGUUCUCCGUCGUCGUCCUCUCUCUGUUCGCCGUCGCGACCCAGGCCGCCCCCGCGGAGCUGUUCAAGCGCGCCACCACCUGCGGCAGCACUUCCUACACCACCGCCCAGGUCAACGCCGCCUCCAACGCCGCUUGCAACCACGUCAAGGCCGGCACCGUCGCCGGAUCUUCCACCUACCCCCACCGCUACAACAACUACGAGGGCUUCAACUUUGAUGUCAGCGGCCCGUGGUACGAGUUCCCCAUCAAGACCAGCGGCGUCUACACCGGAGGCUCUCCUGGCGCCGACCGCGUCGUCAUCAACGCCAGCUGCGGCCAGGCUGGUCAGAUCACCCACACCGGUGCCAGCGGCAACAACUUUGUCGGCUGCUCUGGUACCAACUAA
Molecule: messenger RNA, 390 nt
Organism: Colletotrichum karsti
Lineage: Eukaryota; Fungi; Ascomycota; Sordariomycetes; Glomerellales; Glomerellaceae
Product: guanyl-specific ribonuclease f1
Exons: 2
Coding region: 1-390 (129 amino acids)
Molecular function (GO): RNA nuclease activity; RNA binding
Source: RefSeq, a predicted model, not a curated record